This is a messenger RNA of Triticum turgidum subsp. durum (durum wheat), 1596 nucleotides long. NCBI's taxonomy places the organism in Eukaryota, Viridiplantae, Streptophyta, Magnoliopsida, Poales, Poaceae. The record is from the annotation of a GenBank genome assembly.
AUGGGGAGCGUCGGGCCGCCGGGGGUGGCGCUAUCUAGCCUGCCGCCGCCGCCGCCGCCGCCGGUGGCUGCAGCGGUGGCCGCAGGAGCAGGAGGCUCUGCUGACGGAGGGCAAGAGCAGAAGCCCGCUCAGAACGGCGGACCGGCGGCCGGCGCCGCACCGGCGAUGGGCGAGGAAGGCGCGGAGUACCAGGGCCUCCCUGGCGGCGCUGGCGCGGGCGCCGCGCCAGCGCCAUCGCCGGCGUCGCUCUCGAUCGUGCCGCUCAUCUUCAUCAUCUUCUACGAGGUCUCCGGCGGGCCGUUCGGGAUCGAGGACAGCGUGGGCGCGGCGGGUCCGCUCCUCGCCAUCGCGGGCUUCCUUGCCCUCCCCCUCAUCUGGAGCGUCCCGGAGGCGCUAAUCACGGCGGAGCUGGGCACCAUGUUCCCGGAGAACAGCGGCUACGUCGUGUGGGUGGCCUCGGCGCUCGGCCCCUACUGGGGGUUCCAGCAGGGCUGGAUGAAAUGGCUCAGCGGCCUCAUCGACAAUGCUCUCUACCCCGUCCUCUUCUUGGACUACCUCAAGUCCGGCGUCCCGGCGCUGGGCGGAGGCGCGCUCAGGACCGGCGCUGUCCUUGGGCUGACCGCGCUGCUCACGCUCCUCAACUACCGCGGGCUCACCGUCGUUGGCUGGGCUGCCAUCUGCCUCGGGGUCUUCUCCCUCCUGCCUUUCCUGGUCAUGGGCUUCAUCUCCAUCCCCAAGCUCCGGCCGGCGAGGUGGCUCGAGGUCGAUCUCCACACCGUCGACUGGAACCUGUACCUGAACACUCUGUUCUGGAACCUCAACUACUGGGACUCGAUCAGCACGUUGUCCGGCGAGAUCAGGAACCCUGCCAAGACUCUGCCCAAGGCCCUGUUCUACGCGGUCAUCUUCGUGGUCGUCGGUUACCUGUACCCUCUCCUCACCGGGACAGGCGCGGUGCCUCUGGACAGGGAGCAGUGGACAGACGGCUACUUCGCGGACAUCGCGAAGCUGCUCAGCGGCGCGUGGCUGAUGUGGUGGAUGCAGGCGGCGGCGGCGAUGUCGAACAUGGGCAUGUUCGUGGCGGAGAUGAGCAGCGACUCGUACCAGCUCCUGGGCAUGGCGGAGCGGGGCAUGCUGCCGGCCUUCUUCGCGACCCGGUCGCGGUACGGAACCCCGCCGGUCGGCAUCCUCUUCUCGGCCUCCGGCGUGCUGCUGCUGUCGACGAUGAGCUUCCAGGAGAUCGUGGCGGCCGAGAACUUCCUCUACUGCUUCGGCAUGCUCCUCGAGUUCCUGUCGUUCGUCCUGCUGAGGGUGAGGCGGCCCGACGCCCCGCGGCCGUACAGGGUGCCGCUGGGCACAGCCGGGUGCGUGGCAAUGCUGGUGCCCGCGACGGCGCUGAUCGUGGCGGUGCUCGCGCUGUCGACGCUGAAGGUGGCGCUGGUAAGCCUCGGCGCCGUGGCUGUCGGGCUCGUGCUGCAGCCUGUGCUCAAGUUCGUGGAGAAGAAGCGGUGGCUCAGGUUCUCGGUCAACUCGGACCUCCCCGGCAUCGACGUGAACCACCAGCCCGCCGCUCCCGACGAGCCGUUGAUCGUGUAG